AUGUCUGUCACGAUCGAGGGCUUUCUUACAAACGUCAAGUACAAGAACGUCGUGUUGACGUGGUCGGACAAUGAUAUUGUCGUAGCCGCACCUCGCAAAGAGGAUCCAUUGCCACUGCAGACGUGGAAGGUGGUCGUUGGCGCUAAUAACAAACUGGAGGGGCCAAUCCGGAACGUGGGAUCCAACUUUUACAUUGGAUGGGGUGCUCAUUAUGAUGAUGUCAUUGGCAAUGUCACAAACGACAGUUAUCAAUGGCAGCUUGCGGGUUCAGACCCGCUUUAUGGAUCAUUGCAUUUCCAAAUCAAGAAUGAUACGAAAACGUACACAUUGGUCGCAACGUCUGACAAGGCUGUCGGCCUCGAUGCCAGCACAACUGGGAUAGUCCCCGAAGAGGGAAAGUGGGUGUUGUCGAAGCCCACUUAG
Suillus clintonianus is the source of this 423-nucleotide messenger RNA. RefSeq lists its product as uncharacterized. The transcript is spliced from 5 exons. NCBI's taxonomy places the organism in Eukaryota, Fungi, Basidiomycota, Agaricomycetes, Boletales, Suillaceae. The coding region runs from base 1 to 423 and encodes 140 amino acids. The record is from RefSeq and is a predicted model, not a curated record.